This is a messenger RNA of Lagenorhynchus albirostris (white-beaked dolphin), 938 nucleotides long. RefSeq names its product urocortin (gene UCN). Gene Ontology annotation, biological process: negative regulation of feeding behavior. The record is from RefSeq and is a predicted model, not a curated record. Gene Ontology annotation, cellular component: extracellular region. The transcript is spliced from 3 exons. Gene Ontology annotation, molecular function: hormone activity. The coding region runs from base 398 to 778 and encodes 126 amino acids. Lineage: Eukaryota; Metazoa; Chordata; Mammalia; Artiodactyla; Delphinidae.
AAAAUCUGGAACUUGCAGAGGCAAUGAGUAAGACCCAGCAGAAACCGACUGCGGAGUCCCGUUUUCUAGAGUUUGGAGAGAGCCUGGAGAUGACUAAGCCCAAUCUUUUACAGAUGAGGACACUGAGGUCCACAGAGGUGUCACUUCCAGAGACGCGCCCCACGGGGUCUCGCAGCCGCAAGGGUCGGACUCGGAGCUGCGGCCGUCAUUGCUCUACAAUCAGUGCAUGUUCCUCACUGACGUCAGCCGGAGCUGUCCUGGCGCUAUAUAAGGCUGGCAGCAGUCCCGGGACAGACCCCGUGUUCCCCAAGGCGCCCUCAGCCCGCCCCGAGGGACCGAGACGGGAGCUCCUUCCUGCAGGGUACAGACGCUCUCCGGCAAACUGGCCGGUGGUACCAUGAGGCCGGCGGGACGUGCGGCGCUGCUGGCGGCGCUGCUGCUCCUGGCACAGCUGCGCCCGGGGAGCAGCCAGUGGAGCCCGGAGGCGGCGGCGGCCGGGGUCCAGGACCCAAGUCUGCGCUGGAGCCCUGGGACACGGAACCACGGUGGAGGGGCCCGCGCGCUCCUCUUGCUGCUGGCGGAGCGCUUCCCGCGCCGCGCGGGACAGGGCCGAUGGGGAUCCGCGAUCACAGGCGAGCGGCCGCGACGGGACGACCCUCCGCUGUCCAUUGACCUCACCUUCCACCUGCUACGGACCCUGCUGGAGCUGGCGCGGACGCAGAGCCAGAGGGAGCGCGCCGAGCAGAACCGCAUCAUAUUCGACUCGGUGGGCAAGUGAUCGGCGGGGUCUGGGGCCCCGAAAAUCUCGACCCCCACCCCCACCCCCGGGCUGAGACGUGCGCGACAGGAACUGACCCAGUCCUGCGGGGCUAGAGCGGCCUAGGGAUACCCUGAGCACUCUCCGCAUUACUAGUUUUUAAUAAAAGUGCCGAAGAGCC